GAUAUGUGUUUGAAACACAUUGUGCAUUUAAAAAACAGAUCCAUUGCAGUAGCUGAGUAUUAAAUCCCCGCCUACUUUUUGAUUGACAAUUAUUUUGACCAAUCGCUUCGCUGAGUGGUACAGGGUAACGUUUUCGAUCCACCAAUCACAACAGAGUUCAUUGAAAGGAGACCUGCUACUGUGCCGUCUUUGUGUUGACAUCUUCGGAGGACUUAGAGUGUUUGAAUGGAUAUUACCAGGUGCACGGAGAAAUGGGUAAAACAAGAAAAGGAGAGGCCUCCAAUAUCCUCCAUAAUGCUGUCUAGCAAGAAGUCAGACGCUGGCUCAUCUUCCUCCUCCUCUUCAUCUUCUGCGGGAGCAGCGGGAGGGGAUAGGGCCACGGUUUCUGAUGCCCAGACUGGUCCAUCGGCCUCAGCGGCAGGCCCUAUGGAUGUAAAGAAAAAGGAGAGGUCAUCCCCUAGUGGGGAACCUGGAGGAGCUCCUUUGCCUCACCAAGCAGGCCCGGGGGGGGCAGACCAAGACUCAGCUGAAGUUCGCAGAACAAGUCGUCGCAAGCGAGCAAAACAGGUGGAGUACCGCGAGAUGGACGAGAGCCUGGCUAAUCUGUCGGAGGACGAAUAUUACUCUGAGGAGGAGAGGAAUGCCAAGGCAGAGAAAGAGAGGAAGCAGGUCAUCCCUCCACCACCUCCACCACCAGAAGAAGAGAAUGACAGUGAACCAGAGGAGCCUUCUGGCGUAGAAGGAGCUGCUUUCCAGAGCCGUCUUCCUCAUGACCGUAUGACAUCCCAGGAGGCCGCCUGCUUCCCUGACAUCAUCAGCGGUCCCCAGCAGACUCAGAAGGUCUUCCUCUACAUCCGCAACCGUACGCUCCAACUGUGGCUGGACAACCCUAAAAUCCAGCUGACCUUUGAGGCCACAGCACAGCAGCUUGAAGCUCCAUACAACAGUGAUGCUGUGCUGGUCCACAGAAUACACAGCUACUUAGAAAGGCAUGGUCUCAUUAACUUUGGCAUUUACAAGAGGGUCAAGCCUUUGCCCACUAAGAAGACUGGGAAGGUUAUAGUCAUUGGUGGAGGUGUGUCUGGCCUAGCUGCAGCCAGGCAGCUGCAGAGCUUCGGGAUGGAUGUUACCGUGUUGGAGGCCAGGGAUCGUGUUGGAGGCAGAGUGGCCACAUUUAGAAAAGGCAACUAUGUUGCUGAUCUGGGAGCCAUGGUGGUGACAGGGCUGGGAGGGAAUCCCAUGGCAGUAAUCAGCAAGCAGGUUAACAUGGAGCUGGCCAAGAUCAAACAGAAGUGUCCACUGUAUGAAGCCAAUGGCCAGGCAGGUGAACGGUGCACCAGUGUGCCAAAAGAAAAAGAUGAGAUGGUGGAGCAAGAGUUCAACAGAUUGCUGGAGGCCACCUCCUUCCUCAGUCACCAGCUGGACUUUAACUUCCUGAACAACAAACCUGUUUCUCUGGGACAGGCGCUGGAGGUGGUCAUACAGCUUCAGGAGAAGCAUGUAAAAGAUGAGCAGAUAGAACACUGGAAGAAGAUUGUAAAGACUCAGGAAGAUCUCCGAGAUCUUCUCAACAAGAUGGUGACCACUAAGGAACGGGUGAAGGAGCUCCAUCAGCAGUAUAAAGAGGCCAGCGAAGUCAAACCACCCAGAGAUAUCACAGCUGAGUUCCUUGUGAAGAGCAAGCACCGUGACCUCACAGCGCUCUGCAAAGAGUAUGACGAGUUGGUGGAGAUGCAGGUCAAGCUGGAGGAGAAGCUGCAGGAGCUGGAGGCAAAUCCACCCAGUGAUGUUUACCUGUCAUCCAGGGAUCGGCAGAUCCUCGACUGGCACUUUGCCAACUUGGAGUUUGCCAACGCUACGCCUCUCUCCACUCUUUCUCUCAAGCAUUGGGAUCAGGAUGAUGACUUUGAGUUCACUGGCAGCCACCUGACAGUAAGGAAUGGUUACUCUUGUGUUCCCGUGGCCCUGGCUGAAGGCUUGGACAUCAAACUAAACACAGCAGUGCGGCAGGUCCGAUACACAGCCUCUGGCUGUGAGGUGAUAGCCGUCAACACUCGCUCCACAACCCAGACCUUCAUAUACAAGUGUGAUGCUGUGCUGUGCACCUUGCCUCUCGGCGUGUUGAAGCAGCAACCCCCUGCUGUGCAGUUUGUUCCCCCGCUGCCUGAGUGGAAGACAUCGGCUAUACAGAGGAUGGGCUUUGGCAACCUCAAUAAGGUGGUGUUGUGUUUUGACCGAGUGUUCUGGGAUCCCAGCGUCAACCUGUUUGGUCAUGUCGGCUCCACCACAGCAAGUCGGGGCGAACUCUUCCUCUUCUGGAACCUCUACAAAGCCCCGAUCCUGCUCGCUCUGAUGGCUGGUGAGGCCGCUGGCAUCAUGGAGAACAUCAGUGAUGACGUGAUUGUGGGACGCUGCCUGGCCAUCCUCAAAGGAAUAUUCGGAAGCAGCGCUGUACCACAGCCAAAGGAAACUGUGGUCACUCGUUGGCGUGCAGACCCCUGGGCCCGGGGCUCCUACUCGUACGUCGCAGCAGGUUCUUCGGGUAACGACUAUGACCUUAUGGCACAACCCAUCACACCUGGCCCUGCUAUACCGGGAGCCUCACAGCCUGUCCCUCGUCUCUUCUUCUCGGGGGAGCACACGAUCAGGAAUUACCCCGCUACAGUUCACGGCGCCCUGCUCAGCGGGCUCCGCGAGGCCGGACGCAUUGCAGAUCAGUUCCUGGGUGCCAUGUACACACUUCCCCGACAGGCCACUCCCACAACUGCCAGCAACCCUCAGCAGGCUCAGCCAACUCCCAGCGUCUGAAAUUGCCCCUCCCAGUUCCUGCCAACUCAGGACCGCGGGACCAACUAUAGCAGUUAAUAAGAAAAUACAAACGUUUACCUACAAAGUGUUGAUAUUUCUGUACGUGAAAGGUCUUGGAAGUCCCUGACAACACUUUGCAUCAUUGCCUUUAUGCAAGUACUGACACAGAGAAUUUAUUUUCUGGCUUUAGGUAUGAUGUGAAAUUGAGUUUCCUUAACUGGAGCAUUUCAGUUCCUCAGACUUAUUUUGGAAAGCUAGUGACUGUUCACAUUUCCAGCUAAAUAUGGAAACAGAUGUAACCUACCACAAAGACUGCUAAAGAAUAAAUCCCAAUUUUGUUAUAUAGUAAUGUAAUAUAACUCAUCUUUAGAAAUGUGUGAUUUCAGUCUUAAAAUCAGAAGCAUGGCAUUAUAUGUAUUUAAUUUGUGGAGCAUGUCUGCAAAACCCAACAUCUAUUUAUAUGCUCUUGUCUAAAUCCUUAAUGUACACAGAACCUAGAGCCAGAUAUCAUAUAAAACAGAUGACCAACCUGGUAGCAGUUUCAAUCUCAAUGCCUUGUGCUGGUUGUGUUCAUUCUUAAGACAUUGCUAUGUACUGUAGCUGUAUGCCUCCUACAUGAUUUAGGUUGCAGAGUGUAGUGAAAAUCGUUUGUAUUAAAGGUUAAAAACACAGAUAUGUUGAAAGAAUUGUGAAUGUUUUUGUUGCCAUAGCAGUUCAAGUAUUUUAUUAUGGUUGUCACCACAUACUUUUUUUUUAUAUUGUCAGUUGUUUUGUUAUUAAAAGAAGAAAUUGUAUCUUGAAA
Messenger RNA from Sander lucioperca (pikeperch), 3610 nucleotides. It is a transcript of the gene kdm1a, whose product is annotated as lysine (K)-specific demethylase 1a. Gene Ontology annotation, biological process: regulation of DNA-templated transcription. The record is from RefSeq and is a predicted model, not a curated record. Gene Ontology annotation, cellular component: nucleus. The transcript is spliced from 22 exons. Bases 226 to 2808 code for a protein of 860 amino acids. Gene Ontology annotation, molecular function: protein binding; flavin adenine dinucleotide binding; oxidoreductase activity. NCBI's taxonomy places the organism in Eukaryota, Metazoa, Chordata, Actinopteri, Perciformes, Percidae.